Drosophila suzukii is the source of this 977-nucleotide messenger RNA. RefSeq names its product cilia- and flagella-associated protein 299. The record is from RefSeq and is a predicted model, not a curated record. NCBI's taxonomy places the organism in Eukaryota, Metazoa, Arthropoda, Insecta, Diptera, Drosophilidae.
AAUACAUACACACACAAAACAAUAACACUCUGUAAAUAAAACACUCAUAUUUCGGGUGCAUUUUCCCCUUUUCACACAAAGAGCUAGACAUCGCUCUUGGCUGAAGUCCAUCCAGACACCACAUCACACCCACAUUAAGAUGGCCACACAGGGCAAGAACGUGGACUUCAGCGUUUUGGAGUUCGACAACUACAAUGAUUAUAUUACAUCGUUUGCCAACGUCAAGGACUACAGAUAUCUGAGCAAUCAGAACACUAUCAAGACCAUCGUUCAGCUGGGCUACCGCACCACAAAGAUUCCCUAUACCUCAGAGGAAUAUGUGAAGAGGGUGGAUAUAGCUUUGGAGGCUAUAAGGCCAAAGACAGCCCAUGUGGGCCUUUUCAGCGAUCUUAUGGCGCCAACAAACAAAGACCCAGUGCUACUUGAGUUCAAAUCCCGAGAACUGCUCAACUUGAACAAGAUUCUUUCGACCAUUGUCUUUACCUCGUACAUCCAUAUCGACGGUUCGGAGAUCUCCGGCUACAUAGAUCUGGACAUGAGUUGGCGUAACUGCUACCGCGAGGCCAUGAAACAUACCGAUUGGCGGGGAGUAUUUACAGGUCGAUCCCGUCUAAAGCCUAUGCCACACCAUCUUAGUUAUUCUAACCCUCGCUAUAACCUGGUUAAGUACACCAAUAGCGAUAACUACCAGGUGAUGCACGAUCACCACUAUGGACUGAUGUUCAUGCAUCGGGGCGAUCACAAAAUGAUAUCGGUGGGCGGGCAGUUCAACAGGUAUUCAAGCAAUGCCAAGCGUUCGAUGGUCUACUCUCCAAAAUUCGGCUAUGUUGUCUUCUACGAUCACUUUGUGCGCAAGAAGGUGUAGAUCUUAAAGUCAAGAUACCCUGUAUCAAAAUUAUGUCGGUGAUUUGCAUUUUAAAGUGUCAAUAGAAUUUAAAUAAAGCCAAAGAAAUUUUGGACUAAGGAUCCUCAACCAU